UUAAGGCCCAUCAUAGGUCCUGCAUUACCACCUGGCUUUAGGAAACCUUCGCAAGACACUGGGAAUAGCAGAUGUUCCAUAGGACCAUCUGUUUCAUCAGAAUUCCCUACCCAGGUAACAGAUAGUAGUGAGGAAGAAGACAAUCUUAUAGGCCCAAUGCCUGCAAAAGGACCAGUGGAAUCUGAUGUGACUAAAGAAUUUGAACGCAGAGCUCAGAGAAUGAAGGAAAAACUUACUUCAGCAGACAGUGAUGAACCCAAGCAAAUUACCAGGGAAUUGUGGAUGACAGAGCUUCCACCUGAAUUGAAAAGCUUUGGAUUUGGCCCAAGAACAUUCAAGAGAAGAGCUGAUGACAAAUCAGGUGAUAGAUCUAUUUGGACAGAUACUCCAGCAGACAGAGAGAGAAAAGCCAAGGAAAGAGAAGAGGCAAAAAAGUCAACCAGUAAGGAUAAUGAAGAAAUUGUAUUAUCUGGGAGAGACAAGAGACUUGUUGAGCAGGUGACUUCAUACAAUGAGUCAAAGAGGUCAGAAUCUCUCAUGGAUAUACAUCAGAAAAAGCUAAAGAGCAAAGCGUCUGAAGAAAAGAACAAACCUCAAGAGCGAAGGCCAUUUGACCGAGACCAGGAUCUCAAAGUCAAUCGAUUUGAUGAAGCACAAAAGAAAGCUCUUAUAAGAAAAUCCAGAGAUCUGAAUACUAAAUUUGAGCACAGUAAAAGCAAUAUGUUUUUAUAACAUAAAAGCAUUAAGCUUUUUUGAAGUGAAGUCAAUUACAUUUUGACUACUUAAUUUUUUAAGUAUUUUUAUGUAAAUAUUUUUAUGCAGAAUAAAUAUCCCGAUGUUUAACUA
Messenger RNA from Antrostomus carolinensis (chuck-will's-widow), 846 nucleotides. RefSeq names its product GPALPP motifs containing 1 (gene GPALPP1). Bases 157 to 732 code for a protein of 191 amino acids. Lineage: Eukaryota; Metazoa; Chordata; Aves; Caprimulgiformes; Caprimulgidae. The transcript is spliced from 5 exons. The record is from RefSeq and is a predicted model, not a curated record.